AUGACAUCAUCUGCCCAUGCCAUUCUUCCCCAUCUCUGCUCUGGCACCCUCAACCUUAUUUGGGUUUCUAUCUACAUUCUACAGUCGCAGGUUACUGUGACCCUGAGCAACCGUUGUGUGGCCAUGGCCGCACAGCCAGAAAGCCGUCAGGGCUUCGAAGUAGCAAUCAUUUGCGCCCUCCCCAUCGAAGGCACGGCAAUCGAUGCACUCUUCGAGACUGAGUGGGAUGGAUAUGGAAAGCAGAUCGGAGAUCCCAACGCCUAUACUACGGGCUAG
Messenger RNA from Clonostachys rhizophaga, 276 nucleotides. The record is from the annotation of a GenBank genome assembly. Lineage: Eukaryota; Fungi; Ascomycota; Sordariomycetes; Hypocreales; Bionectriaceae.